UGUACUUCUAAAGAUAUUUUAGAGUUACAAUAAUUAUAUAAAAAAUAGUUUGUUUUGAAACAAUACCUGAAAUAAUGAAUUCCAAAGCCAUAAUAAGCAUUUUACUUGUGAUAUACUCCGUCGAAGCUCCACCUCCGAGGAGACAGGGGUGUCUUAAACCACUGCGUGGCAUCAACUUGCGUGUUCGGGCAGAUAAUAUGAUUGACUUGACAUACGAUUAUGACGAAAGAGCAAUGCAUUGGCCGGGAAACCCAGCUGGUUUUCAAUUAAACGAGGUUAUUAAAGGGUUUAUAGGCAGUUUUUAUGUUACGUAUAAUAUGAUGACACAACCUGAACACAUUGGAACACAUGUAGAUGCACCAUCUCAUUUUGCAGAAAAGGGUCUUACGAUGGAACAAGUCGACUUGUUUAAUCUUAUCGGAAAUGGAGUUCUGCUGGAUUUGAAAAACAAAGAAGGAUUUGACAGCGACGCAUUCAUCACAGUGGAUGAUUUUCUUGAAUGGGAACGAGAGAAUAAGGGUAGAAUACGUUCGGGAAGUAUAGUAUUGUUGUACACCGGCCAUGGUGACGUAUACUACGAUAGAUCCAAGUACGUGGGAACGAACAUUACUGGAGAAGAAGGCAUUUCCCAUUUCCGAUACCCGGGUCUCCAUCCAAGUGCUGCUGAAUGGCUGGUAACCAAAAGAUGCAUUGCUGCUGUUGGGAUCGAUACCGCCAGUUUAGACCAAGCAAAGUCGACAACCUUUGGAGCACAUACAACAUUGAGCGCACACAAUAUACCCAUAUUUGAGAAUAUUGCAAAUCUUGAUAAACUUGCAACGUCAAGAAGAAAAUUCAACAUUAUUGCACUGCCACAGAAGAUAGCUGGUGGGAGUGGAGCUCCAGUACGAGUAGUUGCCGUGAUGAACUAAUCUAGUUCAGAUCAUAUUGAGUUUCAUUAAAACCGAUAAUUUUAUGUUUUAUGUUUCAAGUGUUAAUUAUAUAUAAAUUUACAUCAAAUCAAAUAUAUAUAGUCCACACAGAAACAUUUUCUAAUUUUUAUUUUGUAUAAUGAUUUAUUGAAUUAUCGGACUCCUCUAUAGUAUUAGCGGAUUAUAUUAGGGACAACGACAUUGGUAGUUUGUUCAUGUUGGGAUAGUUUUGAGCAUAAAGUUCACGGCGUUUCUAAUUAUUACAAAAAUACAAGAUUUCUGGUGGUACUGGACUGGUUGCAAAUCAAGCUUUCGUACAUGCAUUUUUAACAAAAACAUCGCCUUAGUUAUAAAAUAAUAAAACACUGAAUCAUCAUUUUAAUUAUUUUUUAAAAUAUUAUACAAAGCACGUAGUUAUAAAAUGCCCCUAUUAGUAUUGCUCUGAACUUUGGAUGUAAUAUGGUGUAUGUUUUUUUUAAAACGAUAAUCUUCGACUAAUGGACGCACGGACUUUUAUUUGGAUGACGCUUGCAUUCCCCGCUUAAAAAUAAAUCAACUAAACCACGUAACAUAUUUUUGAGGAUUCAGACAUUUAUACACCCCUGGUAAUUUUGGGGAAUACUGUCAAGAUUUGUUCUUAACGAGUUUUCACUAAACCGAUUCAGAUGAAAGCUUGGCUAACCAGCCGAUUGCACAAGGACACGGAACUCUCGAAUGCUUGGAAUUUUCGAGGAAUUUCAUCGUCAUUCAAUGAGUAGAAUAGUAAUUAGUGAUUGCCAUUGAUGAUAAAGUGAUAUCAAUUAAACAUUUCGUACAAACAAAUCAAAUUUUAU
Molecule: messenger RNA, 1744 nt
Organism: Styela clava
Lineage: Eukaryota; Metazoa; Chordata; Ascidiacea; Stolidobranchia; Styelidae
Product: kynurenine formamidase-like
Molecular function (GO): arylformamidase activity
Source: RefSeq, a predicted model, not a curated record